CGCGCCCCUCGGCCGCGGGGCCGGGCAGCCCGGGACGGCGGGCGGGCCGCGGCCGCUGCAUCGUUCUUCUUCCACAGAACAUGUUCUCUGCCAGGAAGUUGUCAGGAGAUUGCAGAGCCAUAAGACUUCAUCCUUUCAGAUCCCAUGUUGUAUCCAGAAGCUCUCCAAACCUGACUUUCGUGCCAGAGUGUCUUCCUCCAGAUCCUGCAGCCGUCGAGGAGCUGCAGCACUUUGUUUCUCAGUCCAAGAAGCUGUUUGUAGUGACUGGAGCUGGCGUCUCGACUGAAUCGGGGAUCCCAGAUUACCGCUCCGAAGGUGUCGGGCUCUACGCCAGGACAGACAGGCGGCCCAUCCAGCACGCUGAGUUUGUCCGCAGUGCCAGCGCCCGGCAGCGGUAUUGGGCAAGGAACUUUGUGGGCUGGCCCCAGUUCUCCUCCCACCAACCCAAUGCAGCACACCUGGCACUAAGAGACUGGGAGAAGCUGGGAAAGCUGCACUGGCUUGUGACCCAGAACGUGGAUGCCCUUCAUGCCAAAGCUGGGAGCCAGCGCAUGACAGAAUUGCAUGGCUGCAUGCACAGAGUUUUCUGCCUGGGCUGCGGAGACCAAACCUUGCGCUCUGAGCUUCAGGAGCGCUUUGAAGCUCUGAAUCCUACCUGGAAAGCUGAAGCGCUUGGUGUGGCUCCCGAUGGGGAUGUCUUCCUGACAGAUGAGCAGGUGCGUACUUUCCGAGUGCCAGCCUGCAGUAAAUGUGGUGGAAUCCUGAAGCCUGACGUGACAUUCUUUGGAGACACAGUGAGUCGUGAGAAAGUGAAUUUUGUGCACCAACGCCUGGCAGAAUCAGACUCCAUGCUGGUGGCAGGAUCCUCCAUGCAGGUAUACUCUGGUUACAGAUUUGCUCUUGCUGCCCGGGAGAAGCAGCUGCCAAUUGUGAUACUUAACAUUGGGCCGACUAGGUUAGAUCAUUUUGCAUCCCUGAUACUCAAUUCCCGCUGUGGGGAGCUGCUGCCUUUGAUUGAUGCACACUGACCCAACAAGCUGAGGAUCAGUGGCUAUCGAGGAGUGAAAUUUCUACAAGGACUGCUAAUCUCAAAAGCGGACGUACUUCAGCCGAAGAGGCAGCCGUGAGACUCGAUGCAUGAGCCCCUGAGGAGACCAGGAGAGGGCAGCAUGCCUCGUACCUCCCAACCUGGCCAGUUUUCUGCACUGAAAUCAUCCCCACGUAUCGGGGAACAGAGGGAUGAUGAAAAAGCUUCUCACUUUCUUUUCUUCCUUACCCUGCUAUUGUAAACAGUGUCUUUUCUUUGCCUCGACUGGGAGAGGAUGAUCAGAAUUCUGAAUCUGCAACAAUAGAUUUCGUAUAGUUGUGCCAAGAAAAGAACGAAGGAUGGAGAGUUUGAGUAACUUGACAAGUUAGAGUAGCAGAGGAGGGCGAUGCCACCACCCUGUCAGCUCGGGGAGCCACUGACACUAUCAGGAGACUGCGGAGAGCAAAAGGAGGUAAGACGACCAGCAGCUGGCUUUGACUUGGGAGGAGAUUGUAAUAGAAAACGUGGUUCAAAAGAGAAGCUGAACAAGACCACUACUCUUCUAAGAGAUGAUUGGAAAGCACAGAAUACAAGCUGAUGUCUUUCAGCAAGGACGGGAAGAAGCACUUGUCCGCACUGUUAGUUGGCCAAUUAAGCUAGUUACUAUCUGAACUCUUUAAAAAUAAUAUAUAAUUGAGCAGCCAGAGGAGUUUCUCGUAGCUAAUCUGACCAAAGCUGCUUCUGGUGUGGCUGCUACAUUUUUCUAGAAUGCACUUUUGAAGAUGUUAUUAAUGAAUAUUUCAAUGGUGAAAUAAAAUUGUUUACAAAAUUGA
Molecule: messenger RNA, 1860 nt
Organism: Rhea pennata
Lineage: Eukaryota; Metazoa; Chordata; Aves; Rheiformes; Rheidae
Gene: SIRT4
Product: sirtuin 4
Exons: 5
Coding region: 81-1028 (315 amino acids)
Cellular component (GO): nucleus; mitochondrial matrix
Molecular function (GO): NAD+ binding; NAD-dependent protein lysine deacetylase activity
Source: RefSeq, a predicted model, not a curated record